UUGGAUUUAUAUAUUGGGGUUUUAUUGUUCUUUUGGCAUAAUCCAAGUGAAAGAAAAAAAAGAGUAAAAACAUGAGUAUACAAUACAUAUAUACACCCAAAAACAUACUGUUAAGCUCUAGUGAUUUGUUUGUUUUUCAAUAAUAAAAACUACUUCUCUUGUUUCUUUCCUUCAUUAAUUUCAUCCUUAUUUAUUAAAUUUAAUUGUAUUUUUCUUGGAAUUUUGUUGUUUUUAGGGUUUGAUAUAAACUCACAAGUCCAACCAACAAAAAAAGAAUGAAUUUGCAACAUAUUAGUUGUAUUGGAGGAGAAAGAGAUGAUGGAGAUGCUUCCUUUUCUUUAUCUUCUUCAACAUUCAAUAGAAGCUUCCAUACUCAAAAUCAUCAUCUUCAACUUCAACAACAUCAUCAAAACCCUAAUAAUACUAACAAUAAUAAUACUAUUAUUAAUCCUCCUUCUAAGAAGAAGAGAAAUUUACCAGGAAAUCCAGAUCCAGAUGCAGAAGUGAUUGCAUUAUCCCCAAAGACAUUGAUGGCAAGAAACAGAUUCAUAUGUGAAAUAUGCAACAAAGGGUUUCAAAGGGAUCAAAACCUUCAACUCCAUAGAAGAGGACAUAACCUACCAUGGAAACUUAAACAAAGAACAAACAAAGAAGUAAAGAAAAAGGUUUAUAUUUGUCCUGAAAAAACAUGUGUACAUCAUGAGGCUUCAAGAGCACUUGGUGAUCUAACUGGUAUUAAAAAACAUUUUAGCAGAAAACAUGGUGAAAAAAAAUGGAAGUGUGAUAAGUGUUCCAAGAAAUAUGCUGUGCAAUCUGAUUGGAAAGCUCAUUAUAAGACUUGUGGUACUAGGGACUAUACUUGUGAUUGUGGUACACUCUUUUCUAGGAAAGACAGUUUUAUUACACAUAGAGCAUUUUGUGAUGCGCUAGCCGUAGAGAGUGGCAGGAAUGGUUCAGUUGCUCCAGCCCCAACAACAAUAAGUUUCAAAAAUGAUUCAAAUAACAAAUGUACAAGUUUUCAACAUGGGUUUGUUAGUCAAGGAUUUCAACAUCAUGUUUCAGCUCACCCGUCCGUUUUUCGAACCGAUUUUAGCAUCAUUGUUGCUGCCAAUAAUCUGAUCACUUCAGGUUUGUCUGAUAUCGUUCAAAUGACAACUAAUAACCUUUUUGGCUCAUCCACUUCAAGUCUUUCACUUUCAUCCUUCCCUAUUACAUUAAAGGAAGAAGGAACAAAUAGCAACACUAAGACCAAUUUGGUUGAAAGCUUAGGCUCUUUGUAUUCACAUGAACAAACAAAUUCAUCCACACCCAUGUCAGCAACUGCUCUCCUACAAAAAGCUGCUCAAAUUGGUUCAACAAGGAGUAACCCUUCUAUUUUGGGCACAUCUCUAGGAGUUGUAACAAGCAAUGUUACCUCAAAUGAAGUGAAACAAGUGUACCCAAGUAAUCUAAAAAAGCGCCACGAUACAUCAGGUGCCUCAUCACGUACUAAGGCACCUAAUAUUAGAACAAUUGCAACUUCUAUGAGGAACAUUGAUCAAUCUGCCGGUCUUCUGACUGAGAGAUGUCUCUUAGGCCCAGCACAAUAAAACUUAAUGACUACUCUUACUCUAUAUUUUUCUUUAUGGGCCGGCUCAAUUAGAGAUGUAUUAUCAAAAAUACCGUCUCUCACCAGAAUUUGUGUUGAUGAAUUGCUCAUGAUGCCAACUAAUACAAAAGUGGAUAAUGAAUCAAUUGAAGUCAAGCUUCCUUUGGUAUCAUCAAAUGGGUUAACUAGAGAUUUUCUUGGAAGUAGUAAUAGCCCCUUUAACCCAAAGUUUAGGUAGUUUUGGUUCUAUGAGCUCAAGUAUUGGACUUGAUAACAAUUUUUGUAACAAGCCCCUUUGGACAGAAUCAUAAGUUGGUCUAGUGUUUAAAUGUUUUCCUUUUUAAUUACUUUCGCAACAAGGUUUAAUUUUUAUCGCUAAUGUCUUUUGUAUCCAUAGAAGAUUUUUCAGUUUUACCCCCUUAUUAAGUAUAAAAAGUAAGAAGAAUCAAGUUGUCUCAGUUAAAGUAUGUAUUUCUCUUAAUAUGGUCAUUAAUUUAAUUUUCACCGCUUUUGAUUUUUUUUUUUGGCUUACAUAUACUUAAAAAAAUUAUAAUAAAAAAUAAUGAGUGAGCAAGGAACCAAUGUCAUUGAGUCAACCAGGUUUGGUCAGUGGUGGCAAUCAUGUGUAUUUGGUUGAUUGAUGAUGAGAGUGAAAAGAUGGUGAAGUGAUGAGAAGGGAGGGAAAAUUCAACUCUACGUUGAAUCUUGAAUGUUUGGAAGGAAAAGUGCAGCCACGUUGGAAUCAUGCACGUUACUAUAAUGUAGUUACACAAUUUUCCGUGUUUUACUGUUACUCUGUCAGACGCUUUUUAUAUAUAGGUUGAAUAGGCUAAUUAAUAUAAUUACUAGUAUAUGG
Messenger RNA from Amaranthus tricolor (Joseph's coat), 2444 nucleotides. Its product is annotated as zinc finger protein JACKDAW. The record is from RefSeq and is a predicted model, not a curated record. NCBI's taxonomy places the organism in Eukaryota, Viridiplantae, Streptophyta, Magnoliopsida, Caryophyllales, Amaranthaceae. Gene Ontology annotation, molecular function: DNA-binding transcription factor activity. The coding region runs from base 276 to 1589 and encodes 437 amino acids. Gene Ontology annotation, cellular component: nucleus. The transcript has 4 exons.